Molecule: messenger RNA, 621 nt
Organism: Neltuma alba
Lineage: Eukaryota; Viridiplantae; Streptophyta; Magnoliopsida; Fabales; Fabaceae
Product: ADP-ribosylation factor 1-like
Exons: 4
Molecular function (GO): GTP binding; GTPase activity
Source: RefSeq, a predicted model, not a curated record
CAUAGGCCAUAUUGGAGGUGCUACUUUCCAAAUACUCAAGCAAUAAUCUAUGUUGUUGAUUCAAGUGACACUGACAGACUGGUGAUAGCUAAAGAAGAAUUUCAUGCAGUUCUUGAGGAGGAAGAACUAAAAGGUGCAGUUGUUCUCAUUUUUGCCAACAAACAGGACCUUCCUGGUGCCCUUGAUGCUGCUGCAGUGACUGAGGCUUUAGAAUUACACAAGAUCAAAAACCGCCAAUGGUCUAUUUUUAAAGCUUCUGCCAUAAAAGGUGAAGGGCUUUUUGAGGGCCUGGAUUGGUUGAGUAAUGCGCUCAAAUCUGGAGGUGGCUAAGCUUCAAAGAGUCUGAUGAACUUGGACUCGAGAAUUAAAGGAAAAGGUUGACAUAUGCACUCGGUAUGACUUUCACAUGAGCGAUCGAUUUCUUGACACUACGAUGGUCAUUCAUUACUCGUAUACAUGUACUUUAUUAUCUUCCCUAUUUUAUCUACUUGUGGUGAAGCCGUGAAGGUUUGGACAUUGAUCAGUGGUUUAUUUUUGGGCCUCUUAACAUAAAUUCUUUUCUGAUAUGCGUAAUCGACAUUUGUGGAACCGUUACUUAUGCGCUGUUCUGCACCGUAUCCC